CCUCCCUCUCUCUCUCUCUUCCCUCCAAAUCCCUCUCACCUCCCUUUCCCGUGACACCCCCAAGACAGACUGCACAUAUGUAUAAAAACCUACCUCCCAACAAACCAAACCAAAACCAGAAAAAACUCACAUUAUUUAUCAGACACUACAAAAACUCACCAAAACAAAACCAACCCAGUUUCCAAAAACAUGAAAAAAACCGUUUCCUUCCCUCAUUUUCUUGUUUCCGUUUUUACCCUAGUUGCCCUAUUCGAGCUCCCAAGCUUUGCAUCAUCAAGCCAUGACUACCAAGAGGCAUUGUCCAAGGCCAUACUAUUCUUCGAGGGGCAGAGGUCGGGGGUCUUGCCUCAGGACCAGCGCCAAUCAUGGCGUGCCAACUCAGGACUCAGUGACGGGUGGACGUACAACACAGACUUGACCGGCGGCUAUUAUGACGCCGGUGAUAAUGUCAAGUUUGGUUUUCCGAUGGCGUUCACGACGACAAUGCUGGCUUGGAGUGUGAUAGAGUUUGGAGAUUCAAUGCCUCCCAAUGAGCUGAGGAACGCUCUCGUGGCAAUCCGCUGGGCCACAGAUUACUUGCUCAAGACUGUGUCUCAGCCUAACCGGAUUUUUGUGCAGGUUGGUGACCCAAUUAUAGACCAUAACUGUUGGGAAAGACCUGAAGACAUGGACACGGCCAGGACUGUAUAUGCUGUGGAUUCGCCCAAUCCUGCUUCUGAAGUCGCAGGCGAGACGGCAGCAGCCCUAGCAGCUUCGUCGGUGGCAUUCCGAUCAUCCGAUCCCGGGUACUCGGACACAUUGUUAAGAAAUGCCAAGAAGGCCUUUGAGUUAGCUGAUACUCACAGAGGUGCUUAUAGUGAUAAUUCUAACAUUAAAGAUGGUGUCUGCCCAUUUUAUUGUGAUUUUGAUGGUUAUCAAGACGAGUUGCUGUGGGGGGCAGCAUGGUUGAGUAGGGUCACUCAAGAUAGUGGUUACCUUGACUACAUACAAAACAAUGGCAAAACUCUUGGUGCCGAUGACAACAUAAACGAAUUUGGUUGGGACAACAAGCAUGCUGGCCUAAAUGUUCUAGUCUCCAAGCAAGUCUUAGAAGGCAACAUGUACAAUCUCGAAUCCUAUAAAGCAUCGGCAGAUAGCUUCAUGUGCACGUUAAUUCCGGACUCAACAUCCUCCCACAUCGAGUACACUCCCGGCGGACUCAUCUAUAAGCCGGGAGGCAGCAAUUUGCAGCACGUAACUUCCAUCACAUUCCUACUACUUGUUUACGCGAAUUACCUUUCACGGACCUCGCAGUCCCUAAACUGCGGCAACAUAAACGUCAGUCCAGCAACCCUACACCAAAUCGCCAAGAAACAAGUUGAUUACAUUUUGGGUGAUAAUCCAAUGGGAUUGUCAUACAUGGUUGGCUAUGGUGACCAUUUUCCGCAGCGUAUUCACCACCGUGGCUCUUCGUUGCCAUCAAUCAAGGACCACCCCCAAGUCAUUGCUUGCAAGGAAGGCUCGGUGUACUUCAACUCUUCAGGUCCUAACCCUAAUGUUCUUGUGGGUGCCCUCGUGGGAGGACCUGGAGAAGAUGACUUUUAUGGGGAUGAUCGUGCAGACUUUAAGAAAUCUGAGCCGACCACUUACAUUAAUGCACCAUUUGUUGGUGCUUUGGCAUUCUUUGUGGCUAAUCCAAACCCUAAUUAGCACAAAUUGGUACUUUGACAAGCAUACGUCAUUUUUUGUAAAUAAUUCAUACAUCAGGAUUUGAAAAUUAGGAAAAGAACAAAGAUGUCUCUCACCUUGAGUGCAAAGAGAGAAGAGGCUUGUUAAUUAGUCUUUGGAAAUUUAAUGUAUACUGUUCAGGGUUUUUGUGACAUUUCCACAGAGAAUAAGAGAGAUUUAUUACAUGUAAGAUGCA
This is a messenger RNA of Pyrus x bretschneideri (Chinese white pear), 1903 nucleotides long. Its product is annotated as endoglucanase 24. Lineage: Eukaryota; Viridiplantae; Streptophyta; Magnoliopsida; Rosales; Rosaceae. Gene Ontology annotation, molecular function: hydrolase activity, hydrolyzing O-glycosyl compounds. The record is from RefSeq and is a predicted model, not a curated record. The transcript has 4 exons. Gene Ontology annotation, biological process: carbohydrate metabolic process. The coding region runs from base 190 to 1689 and encodes 499 amino acids.